CUGUCGCCCGGAGCCGGGAGGGAGGAGGGAUCGGACAGCGGAGGCUCGUCUUCCCCAAGAGUGCGCGGCGGACCCUCCCGUGCCCAAUCGCGCUCUGCCUGGGUCUCUGCCUAGCCGCGGCCGCGGCCACCACGACGCGCGCUUCUGCCGCUGCCUUUGCCUCUGCUGGAGAUACCACAGCUAUGUCUGCCUUCAACCUGCUGCACUUGGUGACGAAGAGCCAGCCCGUGGCCCCGAGAGCCUGCGGGCUCCCCUCAGGGUCAUGUAGGGAUAAAAAGAACUGUAAGGUGGUCUUUUCCCAGCAGGAACUGAGGAAGCGGCUGACACCCCUACAGUACCAUGUCACUCAGGAGAAAGGAACUGAAAGUGCCUUUGAAGGAGAGUACACACAUCACAAAGAUCCUGGAAUAUAUAAAUGUGUUGUCUGUGGAACUCCGUUGUUCAAGUCAGAAACCAAAUUUGACUCUGGUUCAGGCUGGCCUGCCUUCCAUGAUGUGAUCAGUUCGGAGGCCAUCGAGUUCACAGAUGACUUUUCCUACGGGAUGCACAGGGUGGAAACCAGCUGUUCUCAGUGUGGUGCUCAUCUCGGGCACAUUUUUGACGAUGGACCUCGUCCGACCGGCAAAAGAUACUGCAUCAACUCAGCAUCCUUGUCCUUCACUCCUGCAGACAGCAGUGAGGCAGAAGGAAGCGGCAUCAAAGAGAGCGGCAGCCCAGCAGCAGCAGACAGAGCUGAGCUGUAAAAUCAGGGGUAGCGGUGAAAACAAAGUGUUCUUAAUGCACAACUGAUUGAAAAAAACCAAAAAGUGGUUUAUCUUAACAGAGCUAUUUUUUCAGAAGCUAUAAGGGCAGUUUAUGCUGCUGAAAAUGUUUCUCUCUCUCUCUCUCUCUCUCUCUCUCUCUUUCUCUCUCUCUCGUCUAGAUGGCAGUUCUGCCCAUCCAUGUAUUUUGCUGUUGACUAGGUCCAGAACUGUGUGUAGCUCUUGCAAACGGAGAUGGCUUUGUGGAGCUUCUUGGUAAGCUUCUAUGUAGCCUUGGCAUCAUUUUCUUCCAAUGCAUACCUUCCUUCAAGUUUUGUCCUUGUAGGUACCCUCCUUUUGAUUAAGAGGUGGAGGUUGUGUAGUGACAUCAUAGAGCUGGUGCUCAGCAGCAGAGAGGAGAACUGGCAAGGACAGAGCAUCUAGACAUGUGGCCUUUGCGAUAAAGAUGGAGUGUUGUGUUAGAUUGCUAGGCUGCGAUAACGAUGGAGCGCUGCGUUAGAUUGCUAGGCUGCACGGAAAGUCUGAGCUAAGGUUGUUUUUUCUCACUCGAAGGGUGUGAAGGUCUGAAGUCGUUCCUUAUGUUACAUUGUUGCCAGAUGUGAGAGGACUCAGGGAAGGUUGCCGCAGAGAUGCAAAACAUUACCUCUGGGCAGGUCUUUAUUUUAUAUUUUCCACUGAAAACAGCAGAAUGUAAGACAAGUGUAAAAUACUAGGCUCCAUUUUUUUUUUUUUUUUGUCCAAAGUUCACAAAGAAGAAUGCUUGCCCAUUGCCUCUGCAUAAGCCUUUCUCUGCAUGCCUCAUGUGAACUCCAUCUGGACGAGCAUUUUAGAAGAUUUCCCCCGUGCAAAAUAAAAUAUUAGGGACAACACACUUCAUCAGUAGGAAAGAGAGAGAUCAGAGAAGACCUAGUAUGAAGUCUUGAGCACUAAAUAAUCCCAUGCUGUGCAAAAAGGCCAACAGGAUCUCACAGGUACUGCACCUAAACCAGACUUUCACAUAGCAUCAGAAGGUCGGAGCAAGGAUGUCGGGGAUUAAGACAGAAUAGUCAGGCCCAAGGUCCACACUUCACUGUGUGUACAAGGGACAAGCCAUUUAGCCCCAUUGUGCCUAUAUCUUCGUGUACACAAUAGGACUCAUAUCUUUAUAAAAUAUAUUGAUACUCUCAGGGCAACAUUACUAUAUUGCUGUACAAUUAAUAAGAUCAGUAUUUUAAAAUCACACUGAUCCGGUUGUAAUUGCACAGAGCAGGCCAAAUUUGCAAUGGAAGAAGCAGAGGUGCACUUGGCUGGUUGGUAUGGAAACAGCCGAAAGCCAGACCUUUAUCUUGUAGCAAUAUGGCAGGUGUCUCAGUAGUGAGCGUUGUGGUUUUUGAAUGCUAAUCCUGAAAUGUGGCUUUAAAAGACGCUUAGACUUCUAAAUUUUUUGAGGAAGACUGGCAUCUGCCCCUCGUACUCAGUAAUGAUGAUGAGAACAGGCGAGUGACAGUUGCAGACACAGUGGGAAGCAAUAAAAGCCGGGGCAAGCAAGCUGAGACUACCCAUAUCCAGCAGCUCUGCCUUUCUCAGGUACCUCCUGAAGGUCCUGCCAUCCUGCCGAGUCUUCAGUAUCACCCAGUUCUAGAGACGUCUGUGCUUUUAACUUGGAACACACAGGAAAAUUACCUAAGCACUGGGGUCCCCCCAGCUCCAGAUGUUUACCCCAAGCUCAGGGCUACUCUGCACACCCCGGGCUUCAUUCUUCUCUAGAAACAUGGGGAGAGUCCCGGGUGAGGCUUCCAGACUUCCAUAAAGUUUUCACAUCAUCUCGAAGGAUUCCAUGUAGGGUGGCUAAGGACAGACGUGGGUCUCACGGGAUAUUGUCACAGCUUGGCAUCCAUCCUUCGGAGACACACACAGCCCUUUCUGCCCACUCCCAUCUGUGUGGUGGCCUUCCCAGGGUCCCUUGGAUAUAAGCCAGAGUGUUGGAGUAGACAAAGAAGAUAAAUAAGGAGGUUCUCACUCCACAGAGAUGCUAGGUUGUUUUACUCUUCCUUCAUUUUUCUCAUACUAUAGUACUAACCACACACACACACACACACACACACACACCAAUAACGAAAAUUUUGUUUCCCUUUAACUUUUACUGUUUUGUUUUGUAACAAAAGCCAUCUUUUUCCAGCACCAACUUAUAUAUAUAAUCCUAUAUAUAUAUAUAUAUAUAUAUAUAUAUAUAUAAUCCUAUAUAUAUAUAUGUGUGUAUAUAUAUAUAUAUAUCAUCCAUUGAAAUAAAAAAAGGAAAAAGAAAGAAAAUGAGUACAUACAAUUUAAUUCCAGAUUUCUUUUUGGGGGGCUUAAGUGGCAUCAAAUUUUGGUAUAUUUCUGUCUUAUGUUAAAGAAAUAUAUUGCUAAAAUGUCAGGGAGCGCUAAUGUCAGCUGUCAAGGACUAGAUUUACUUUCGCAGGAUAUGGAGCUCAGUGAGCUGAGGUGGUGAGGUGUAUGUGAUCUGUGGGAAUUCUGCCAUUUAACACAGGAGGUUGCACGGUCUUCCUUGUCAACACCCCAGCUCUGACUGCACCGUUGGGCCAUGCAGAGAUGGGCUAGUAGGCAGGAACCACGUCCCUAUGAGUGCACAGAACAGAUCGGAAGGAAGCAGCAACAUCCAAUGUAUUUCUGAGUAUUUAAACUCUUCACUUCUUUUAUAUAUGUAAAAUCUUAAUGCAAAUGACGUAGCUGUUGGAACAAAGACUCUCCAUGUUGUUUAAAAUGUCUUGCUUUCAAUACAGAAAAAAAUACCAAUGAGAAUUAGUACCAUGUGCUGGGGGUGUGUAUGAUGCUUGAUCUAGAAAGCUUUUUAAUAACUUUUCUUCUGAUAGUUUAAAACUUUUGAAAAGUGACAAGAAACCUUCAUUGAGAAGCCUUUUUCGAUAUUUGUUGUAUACAGAAAUUCGGUAAUAAAGUUUCUUUAUAAAAA
Messenger RNA from Mus musculus (house mouse), 3711 nucleotides. It is a transcript of the gene Msrb3, whose product is annotated as methionine sulfoxide reductase B3. The transcript has 7 exons. Lineage: Eukaryota; Metazoa; Chordata; Mammalia; Rodentia; Muridae. The record is from RefSeq and is marked validated. The coding region runs from base 183 to 743 and encodes 186 amino acids. Gene Ontology annotation, cellular component: endoplasmic reticulum. Gene Ontology annotation, molecular function: peptide-methionine (R)-S-oxide reductase activity; oxidoreductase activity, acting on a sulfur group of donors, disulfide as acceptor; L-methionine (R)-S-oxide reductase activity. Gene Ontology annotation, biological process: response to oxidative stress; protein repair.